Effrenium voratum is the source of this 1323-nucleotide messenger RNA. Lineage: Eukaryota; Dinophyceae; Suessiales; Symbiodiniaceae. The record is from the annotation of a GenBank genome assembly.
AUGGAGAAAAACCUGCAGCUAAGAAGCUGCGAACACUGCCGCCCAUUGGAGAAGUUGCUGAUGGACAGCAACAUGUUUUCAUUUCUUUACAGGGAUAUGCUGAGAAGGCGAGCCAAGGAAAAGAACUUGACCCUCAUCUUUGAUGAAGCUCACACGCUGUUUUCCUCAGAAUUCAUGUGGACACCACCGCUGCCCUUCACCCCAGAGCUGAAGACACAGCUGGAGGACAGUGGCAUCAAGCUGGACCAGAAGAGCAUCGAGUUCUUCGCAAUAUGGAAGAAGUUGAACUACCGUGCCCUCGAAUUCCACAGCUCAUGUACUGGUGAAGGCAAGCCCGAUUGCGCCGUGCAGAUCGAGAAGGAGACUUUUGUCUUGGAGGGUGUGAUGCAUGUCCGCGGGCAGGGACAAAUCAAUCAGCACCUUCAGCGCUUCAACAACAUGGUCAACUACAAGAACGCCAAGCACCAGGGUCUCUACAUCAUCGGCAACGACAGCGACAAGAUGCUCAAGACCUUGAAAAACACUAAAGCCGGUAAGGUUCAACUGAUAGGCUUAGUCCCCAACAUCGCCCACACCGCGUACACUGUCCACGUCAAGAGUGAGGGCAUCGAAGGCAUCAACACCUGCAACGUGGACUGCGACCUUGUGGCAAGAAGGUUGGUGCUCAAAGACGAUGGCAAACCUGAGCUCCACAGCGUGCAGUCGCUCAAGAGCAUCAACCUGUCUCCAAAAGCUGAGACCAGUCAGCCUGCGAAGACAGAGAUGGUCUGGGUGCGAGAGUUGAAGGAGGAGAACGGCGAGUACAAGCUGGUGGGCAAUGCCCUUCCAACCGAGCCUGUGCCGAAGAACAUCGGCUUCCUGAAGGAGGUCAUCAAGGAGAAGGCGCAGUUGCAACCGCCUGCUCACACUCUCACCGUCUACCACCUCACCGAAGGCACGUGGCAGGAGGAAGAACCCGACGCCCAAGUCACAGGAGGUAGGACCAAAGACAAGGCUUACGGCUAUCUUGUACCAUAGCAAUAUGGUUUCUUGCACUUUGCACUUCAAGUUUCAAGUUUCACUCAGAACAGCGCGUUUCGAUACACAUUCGCAGGGGUGGUUGGCAGACGAUGCUUUUGCUUGAGCAUGAACAUGGCAAAAGCAGAACAAUUGAUGUUGUAAGACCAACCCCACUCGGAUUGAAGCAGUCAAGUUUCACCCAGCACAGCCAGCACAGAGUUCUGUGAACUCUUUUUCUGCAAGAUGGAUGAAGUGUACUCCGAAUUUUGCACGUCAACAAUACAGAGUUUGCAGACACAGAUACGCUAUGAAGAAGAGGUGGCA